Messenger RNA from Australozyma saopauloensis, 3723 nucleotides. RefSeq names its product 5-oxoprolinase (gene HYU1). NCBI's taxonomy places the organism in Eukaryota, Fungi, Ascomycota, Pichiomycetes, Serinales, Metschnikowiaceae. Gene Ontology annotation, molecular function: 5-oxoprolinase (ATP-hydrolyzing) activity. Gene Ontology annotation, biological process: glutathione metabolic process. The transcript has a single exon. The record is from RefSeq and is a predicted model, not a curated record. Gene Ontology annotation, cellular component: cytosol. Bases 1 to 3723 code for a protein of 1240 amino acids.
AUGGGCACCACUGUGGCCACCAAUGCGUUACUCGAACGGAAAGGCGAGAAAUGUGCUUUAGUAACCACGAAAGGUUUCAAAGAUGUGUUGGUUAUUGGAAACCAGAGCAGACCGCAUAUUUUCGACUUGUCGAUCUCAAAACCAGAAGUUUUGUAUGAUCUGGUGGUUGAAAUCGAUGAGCGUGUGACCCUCGAGGAUUUCGUAGAGGAUCCUCUGAACAAGUUCACACAACCACAUGGAGAGGACUUAGUCCAGGGUUUAUCUUCGGAAACAGUGCGUAUUUUGAAACGACCAGAUCCUGAGAGUAUACGCUCGACGUUGCAAUUGCUUUAUGAGAAGGGCAUCCGUUCCAUUGGUGUUUGCUUGAUGCACGCCUAUACAUUUCCAGACCACGAGAGAAUAGUUGGAGAAAUCGCUGCCGAGAUUGGUUUCAUCCACAUUUCGCUAUCAAGCAGUUUGAGUCCCAUGAUCAAGUUUGUGUCUCGUGCGAACUCCUCUAUUGUGGAUGCCUAUCUCACUCCUGAAAUCAAAAAGUAUUUGCUGAGCUUCGAGGCGGGCUUGAGACACGGAUACUUUGCAAAGAACAAUUCAGACGGUGUAAGAUGCCAUUUCAUGCAAUCUGAUGGCGGUCUAGUGGAUGCCCUCUCCUUCUCAGGUUUGCGAGCUAUUCUCUCUGGACCCGCUGGCGGGGUGGUAGGCUUCUCGGCCACCUGCUAUAAUCCAGAAAACAAAAUUCCACUUAUCGGGUUUGAUAUGGGUGGAACUUCGACUGAUGUAUCUAGAUACGGUGAGGGAAAACUCUACCAUGUUUUCGAAACAGUGACAGCGGGUGUAACCAUUCAGAGUCCUCAAUUGGAUAUUAAUACUGUGGCUGCUGGCGGUGGAUCCAUUUUAUCUUACAAAAAUGGCUUGUUUUUCGUUGGGCCCGAGUCAGCCUCAUCGGAGCCUGGCCCUGCUUGCUACAGAAAGGGUGGUCCACUAACAGUCACAGAUGCAAACCUCUAUUUAGGAAGAUUACUUCCUGAAUAUUUCCCAAAGAUUUUCGGUCCAAAAGAAAACGAAAGUCUUGACUACGAGGCUUCGGCAUCUAAGUUUGUGGCUUUGACUGAAGAGAUCAACAAGGCAAAUCCAGGUAUGCCUGCCAUGACACCAAAACAGGUUGCCUAUGGCUUUAUCAAAGUUGCCAAUGAGACUAUGGCUCGUCCUAUCCGACAAUUGGCAGAGGCAAAGGGCCAUGUCACUUCAGCUCACAGAUUAGUAUCCUUUGGUGGAGCUGGCGGCCAGCAUGCCGUCGCCAUUGCCGAAUCUUUGGGUAUUAGCACUGUCUUGAUUCAUAGAUACUCCUCGGUGCUCUCAGCUUAUGGUAUGGCAUUAGCAGAUGUUGUUGAAGACGUUCAAGAGCCUUGCUCCGUAGUAUUGCUGGAUGACAAUACUUCAACCUUAGAGAAGAGGCUUUCUGAUUUGAGAGCCAAGGCUCGAUCAGCUUUGGUAGACCAGGAUUUUGAUGAUAAUUCUAUUGUCUACGAAGAAUACCUUAACGCUCGUUUCAGUGGCACAGAGUCAGCUAUCAUGGUGCCAAAAGGUGAAACUUGGGACUUUAAGGAAAGAUUCUGUGAGAUGCACAGAAGAGAGUUCGGCUUUAUUUUCGACAAGGACAUUCUUGUUGAUGAUGUCAGAGUUAGAGGUAUCGGCAAGUCAACAAGAGAACAAGAAGAGUACAUUGAUGAUCAAAUCUCUUGCUUGGAGGCUGAAGGCGGUAUUUCUGCUCCAUCUGCAGACCUUAAAAGAUUUACUAAAUCUGUCUUCUUUGACGAUUUAGAAGUCGAUACUCCUGUCUUCAGAUUGGAGGAUCUAUCUCCAGGACAUCAAGUUGAUGGACCUGCUAUCAUUGCUGACGGUACACAAACAAAUGUGAUUCCACCCGGGUCCUCGGCUCUUGUCUUACGUAGCCAUAUCUUUGUUACCAUUUCCGCUAAGAAGUCAUUAGUGUCCCAAUCUGGCGCUGAUGAAGAAGUGGUUGAUCCUGUUCUUCUCUCUAUUUUUGGCCACAGGUUCAUGGACAUUGCUGAACAAAUGGGCUCAUCUUUGCAGAAAACAUCUGUUUCUGUUAAUGUCAAAGAGAGACUAGACUUCUCUUGUGCUCUUUUUGAUGCUUCUGGAAAUUUGGUAGCCAAUGCCCCUCAUGUACCUGUUCACUUGGGCUCAAUGUCCACUUGCAUUAAAUUCCAAGCCGAGCAUUGGAAGGGUAGAUUGAAACCAGGUGAUGUUCUUGUCACGAAUCACCCAAUGGCUGGAGGUACGCAUUUGCCUGAUAUCACAGUCAUAUCGCCUGCCUUCCAAGGUGAUCAAAUUAUUUUCUAUGUUGCAUCCAGAGCACAUCACUCGGAUAUCGGCGGUCUUUUGCCAGGUUCUAUGCCUCCAAACUCUAAAUUCCUAGAGCAUGAGGGAGCUGCAAUCCAUUCAGAAUUACUCGUGGAAAAUGGGGAGUUCCAAGAAGCAAAGAUGACUGAACUUCUACUUGUGCGCCCAGCAAAGACUCCGGGUUGCUCGGGUACUAGACGCUUGAGUGAUAACAUCAGUGAUAUGAAAGCUCAGAUUGCAGCCAACCAGAAGGGAAUUCAACUCAUUGACAAACUUGUUGCAGAAUUCACCUUACCGACUAUAUUGAAGUAUAUGGGAGCCAUUCAAGACAAUGCCGCAGAGACCGUUACAAAGAUGCUUGAUUCCAUUCUUGCAAAGCACGGAAACAGUUUGCAAUGCACUGACUACAUGGAUGAUGGCUCAAAAAUUGCAUUGUCUGUGAAGAAAGAUUCAGAAGGUAAGGUUGUAUUUGACUUCACCGGAACCGGAAUCCAAGCAUAUGGAAACAAUAACGCUCCCGUGGCAAUCACAUAUUCUGCCAUCAUCUAUUGCUUGAGAUGUUUGGUUGACGAGGCCAUUCCUCUUAAUCAAGGCUGCUUGAGACCAAUCAAGGUCAUUAUUCCAGAGCACUCUCUCCUCAAUCCAGACGAUGGAUGUGCUGUUGUAGCGGGAAAUGUCUGUACUUCUCAAGUCAUUACCAGUGUCAUUCUCAGCGCUUUCAAUGCCUCUGCUAAUUCUCAGUCUUGCUGUAAUAACUUCACAUUUGGUGUUGGAGGAAAUGAUGCUGACGGGAACUACGUUCAAGGGUUUGGCUAUUACGAGACAAUUGCCGGCGGUCACGGUGCUGGUCCUUCUUGGAAUGGAGUAAGUGGCGUUCAUACCCAUAUGACCAACACUCGAAUCACUGACUCUGAGGUCUUUGAGAAGCGUUAUCCAGUUUUGAUUCGUGAGUUCUCAAUCCGAGAGAAUUCUGGUGGAGCUGGUGCUCAUGCGGGAGGGUGUGGUGUCGUCAGAGACAUCGAAUUUAGAGUUCCGGUCACUGCCUCGAUCUUGUCAGAGAGAAGGGUCAUACCACCCCAUGGACUUGCAGGUGGCGAAGAUGGUGCUAAGGGUGUCAAUAUCUGGAUCAGACAGAUCAAAAAUGAAAAAGGCGAAGUUGUUUCUCUUAGAGAGAUCAACGUUGGAGGUAAAGGGACGAUCUCCGCUGAAGCUGGCGACAGAUUUGUGAUCAAAACUCCUGGAGGUGGUGGUUAUGGAUCAGUGAACGAUCAGGCAUCGAUUCAAAAGAAAUUGCAUGGCAGCGAUAAGUUUGCAGGGACGGGCCUGGUUGCCUUACGAAGCGAAGCGCAAUUGACGAAUUAG